Molecule: messenger RNA, 2912 nt
Organism: Microdochium trichocladiopsis
Lineage: Eukaryota; Fungi; Ascomycota; Sordariomycetes; Xylariales; Microdochiaceae
Exons: 5
Coding region: 414-2591 (725 amino acids)
Biological process (GO): positive regulation of transcription by RNA polymerase II
Cellular component (GO): nucleus
Molecular function (GO): zinc ion binding; transcription cis-regulatory region binding; DNA-binding transcription factor activity, RNA polymerase II-specific
Source: RefSeq, a predicted model, not a curated record
CCGUUGUCACGGAGUGGGCCGUACCUAGGUAGGCUUUGGAGGACUUGGCCACAGGCACCAGGCAUAUGUGUGUCCAGCCGUUUGAGCAGCUCUAGCUCGCGAGUGACCACCCAUGGGCUGUCGAUGGGGCUAUAUUCGGCUACAGCCGCGAGCUAUCCACCACGAAUUGUGGCUAUCGAUGUCUUUCCACGCCCAGCUCGCUUUAUCUUGAAGUCAUCAGCGAGCUUAUACCUACCCACCAAGACUGGACGGUGGAAAUCCUUCCUCACCAGACUACAACAGACCUGGCCAUUUCUGAGCACCAAGGUGCAGCCACGGGUACACUUUAUCUCGUAAGAGUGCCAUCUUUUCUGUCGGCGUACUCCCGAGUGAGCGCAUCCAAGUCUACCGAAGGCAGAAACAGUUCCUCUGGCAUGGUUCUGGUGCCUGCCUCGUUCGUUUGCGAGCGAGAAGAUCGCAGCAGCAAUCGAAUCCUGCAUACCUUGGAGGGCUUGGCUCUCAGGCGAUACUCCAGAGUUGCAGGAGCUUUUAAAAGCACAUCUUGCACGGUCGUCUCGGACAACAACGAUUUACUCGGCAUUCCCCGAGCGGUCACCAUCGGACACUGCGCUGCUGUCCUGCAGCCCACCAUGGCCACGCCAGUCAGCCGGAGGGACGGCAGCAGCAGAGGUGGCAAGGCGAGACCACAAACUGGCAGCGACCAUGUCAAACAUCGGCGGACGCGAUCGGGUUGCUGGACCUGUCGCAAGCGCCGUGUCAAGUGCGACGAGGCUCGUCCCAAAUGCAUACGGUGCCGAAAAGGAGGCCGAGAGUGUGUUUUCCCUAGCGACAUGGCCAAAGGUGCGGGCGCAUCCGAAACCACAAAGAACAAAACGACAUCUCCUGGGCAGGACCGACCUAGUCGUGCCACAGCCUCAGACUUGGAUGCGGAAUCUGAGUUGGAAGAGGCAUCAGGAGAGCCUCAUGAUUCAGUGCACGACGACAGCCAUGACAACCGACUACCCUUCCGUGGGAGGCAGAGAGAACGGGCCAGAAAAGCCUUCUUGGAGCGCCUACAGGAUUCCUCGAGCAGAUCAGAAUCCCAAACCCCAUCUUGCGCCAGCUCACAAUCUUACAGCCCGUCAGAAACAUCAGAACCAGACACGGUGGAAACACGACAACCGCCUCCGCCACCCCAAACAGAGACAGUCUGGGGUCCAGAGAACGUCGACGAACGAGUGCGAUUCUAUCUGAAUUACUUUGUUUGUCACAUCACGUUUUUGGAUUAUGGUCUCACGUGCGACCCGGACAGCUUCUUUGAUACGACGCUGCUACAGAUGGCAAUGCUCGACGAGAACCGAGCUCUGCUUUACGGCAUCGUCGCGUUUUCUGCUUACCACCACGCGCUCAAAACCCCGGAAGGGGGCCUUGAAGACUUCCUCGAGUACUACAACAAUAGCGUCGCAAGUGUUUUACAAACUCUGAACAGCAGCGAGGAACCUGGGGUAUCCACGGCGGUCACUUUGCUCCAGCUCAACGCAAUCGAGGCAAAUUUCAGCGACUUCCCACAGCUAGUCAGUCAUCACCGGGCGGCCGGCGAGCUUAUACUUCGCAAUUGCGGGCCAGAAAUGGUUGGCAACCUGUCUGCACGAACAGCACUGUUGUGGUAUCUGCACUGCGACAGCUUGAUGUCAUCUUGGUGCAAAAUGACGCGUGUCAUUCCCAGAGACUACGUGGAGACGCUGGCAGACUUUUAUCGCCAGCAAGGGGAAGUUCACCCGAAGACGACGGGCUGGAACAUCGCAGCCAGUCACGUUCAGCUCUACCUAGCAUCAAGCAGUGUAGCGGACUCUCAAGAGCGGCAGGAACUUGGACACACACCAAAUAUGGAUUCGAACGAAAAUCAUGCUCUGACGAGCAGUAGACUGCACGAAUGGCACGGAGACCUCGACUCGUCAUUAUUAGACACCGCCCAUCUUGCAUUAGGGAAACACGACCUUGCAUCACCGGAUGGCACGGCAGUUCUCGAGCCCUGGCAUCAGUCCACCGACGCUUCUCUGUCCACAUUGUUUGGCACCACCCUACUGCUGGCAUACUGGCACUUCGCCAUGCUCUUGCAUGAAGGCACCAAUUGUCUCUCCCGUGGACAGCAGCCGCCCGAAAGCGUCGUGGAGCAUGCCGUACGAAUCUGUCAGAUCUGGUCGUUCGCGACCUCUCUUCGGUCGGCAAGCUCCUGCAUGCCUCUGAUCGCUCCGCUGCGAGUUGCCAUCCUCUUUCUGCCACGUAAUGGUCAUUAUAGCGGGUGGAUUCGAAGAAACCUUGCCAUGACAGAAACUCUGGGGAACAUGAUGGCCCAACCAGUGAGAGCGUGCAUGGCGCAAAUCCUACAAGACCAGACAUGUCUACACUGGUGGUUGUCCAACGAAGAGAACAUGACCAUGGCGGUCCGUAACGCGCGGGCCAUGGCGGACGAGCGAUGGGCCGCGAGCUUGAGCUCGACCACAACGACGGCUGAAUUCAGGAACAGCAGCAAUACCCUGCUAGAGAUUGCCGACGCCAUAAUACGGGUAGACGGAGCAAGCCAAGGUCUUCCGUUACGGCGCUUUCACUAGACUAGAUAGGCUCGGUCCGGGGGCAUGCAAAGUUGCCCACCAGAAGGGGGGGGAAACAGUUUUGGGCGGCGGUCCUCCGAUAAUCUCCCGGAUGUAAGAGACGGAUAGACAAAAGUCACGACACGAAGAGAUCCAGCAUAGACGACAUUAUGAUAGACGCUGUCACCCCAUCGAUCAAGCAAAGUCGGAGAUUACCGGCUCAUCUUGUAAAUCUUGAUACCUCACAGAGUGUAAAGCACGCCAAAAGUUGGUGUGGCCAGGCACAGCUCAGCAAGACAAAUGCGAAUCACAAAACUGAGAUUCUCUCAUGGUGGAUGCCCU